UUCCACAUUGCAUCAACACCACCAAAAAUCAAUCAAGCUUUACAUUCACAUAACUUCUUCUGGAAAAUGGCAUCACAACAACAAUCAAAGAAACUGCAUGACCAGAUUUCCGAAGAGGAGAAAAGGGAACUCGACCAACGAGCGGCUCAAGGCGAGACCGUCAUUCCCGGUGGUACUCGUGGCAAAAGCCUCGAGGCCCAGGAACGCCUUGCUGAAGGUCGAAGCCGUGGAGGACAAACGAGAAAGGAUCAGCUGGGGACUGAAGGGUACCAGGAGAUGGGGAAAAAGGGUGGGCUGAGCACCACAGACCGAUCCGGAGGGGAACGAGCUGCGGAUGAAGGGAUUCCGAUAGACGAAUCCAAGUACACCAGGAAGUCCGGUUGAUCAUCAUCAUCAUCGAUCGUCGAUAAUAGCUAGUGUUUGCUUGUAGUACGCUAUAUUUUGGUUGGUUGUACGUCUGUCUGUGUGUCUGUAAUAUAAGUUCAAUAAACUACUGUUGACGUUUUGCUGUCUUUAAUUUCAGUCAUGCAUGCAUGCCUGGACUCUGUGAUACACUCUUCUGUUAUUUGCUUGUGUUUAUAAAAUCCUCCUUUUCUUGAA
This is a messenger RNA of Cynara cardunculus var. scolymus (artichoke), 600 nucleotides long. Its product is annotated as late embryogenesis abundant protein EMB564-like. Lineage: Eukaryota; Viridiplantae; Streptophyta; Magnoliopsida; Asterales; Asteraceae. Gene Ontology annotation, cellular component: cytosol. The transcript has 2 exons. Bases 67 to 384 code for a protein of 105 amino acids. Gene Ontology annotation, biological process: response to abscisic acid. The record is from RefSeq and is a predicted model, not a curated record.